Molecule: messenger RNA, 2877 nt
Organism: Trifolium pratense (red clover)
Lineage: Eukaryota; Viridiplantae; Streptophyta; Magnoliopsida; Fabales; Fabaceae
Product: pollen receptor-like kinase 1
Exons: 3
Coding region: 440-2296 (618 amino acids)
Biological process (GO): protein phosphorylation
Molecular function (GO): ATP binding; protein binding; protein kinase activity
Source: RefSeq, a predicted model, not a curated record
UGAUACAAGUUAGUGCAGAGAAUGGAUUGAUGAAGCAAAGCAUUAAUGAACAUGGAUUGAUGAUGCAGAAUGUUAUUUAUUGGCUUCUUUUUAUUUUUGUAUUGUCAUAGGUUAUUAUUAUGCAACCUUAAAAAUAGGCAUACAAAAAGUGUUAUCCUGUUUAAGUUUGAAGGCUGUCCGAAUAGUUCUAGAUAUUGUUAUUGUUAUGGAACCAUGACUCUCUCAAUUACAUUCUCUGUCUUCUAUUCUUAGCUCUCCUUUUCUAUCUUCUCUCUCUUCCUUGUUUCAAUGCUAUCAAAACUUUUCCACCCUCCACCAAGCCUUUUCUUCUUCAACCCUAGUAGUUUCUCUUUUCUUUUUAUCUCCAUUGAGAAUAUCAAACCUUUACUGGGCGCACACGCCGCCCGUAGCGCGUGUGUGCCAUAUAUCCUUCUUCUCUAUGGCACUAAUAAAUCAUAUUAUGAACAAUAAAACCAUAUUCAUUAUAUUGUUAUGUGUUGUUUCAUCUUAUGCUGCUUCCGACUCUGAAUUGCUCCUCAAGGUAAAGGAAAAUCUAGAAAGACCUGACAAUGUAUUGACAUCAUGGAACGAAACAACAGCUCCUUGUGACGGCGAUCAUAGCAAUUGGUACGGUGUUCGUUGUUAUCAAGGAAAAGUUUGGGGAUUGAAGCUUGAGCGUAUGGGGCUAAAAGGGACCAUUGAUAUUGAUUCUCUUAGGCAGUUACCAUAUCUUAGAACUAUUAGUUUCAUGAAUAAUGAAUUUGAAGGUUCUUGGCCUGAGAUUAACAAAAUUUUUGGUCUUAAGUCGAUUUUUCUUUCAAAUAACAAUUUUUCUGGGGACAUUCCUGGUGAUGCUUUUGAAGGUAUGAUGUGGUUGAAAAAAAUUCAUUUGUCAAAUAAUCAGUUUACAGGUGCUAUUCCACCUUCUGUGGUAUUGUGUCCAAAGCUUAUGGAGUUGAGAUUGGAUGGAAACUACUUCAUUGGUCCUCUUCCUCAUCUUAGACAAGCCAGAUUGAAAUCAUUCACUGUAGCUAAUAAUCAGUUGCAUGGACAAAUACCAACCACACUUAGUAAAAUCGCGGUUUCUUCCUUUGCCGGUAAUGAAGGUUUAUGUGGAAAACCAUUGGCUCCAUGUACCGCAAAGAAGCCGUCAAUUGCAAGUAUUUGUGUGGUUAUUGUGGUUGUUUGUGUAGCACUGAUUGUGAUUGGAGCCGCAGUGUUUUUCAUCCUUCAUCGGCGACAAAAACGGGAGCAAUCACUGGGUCAAGAGAAUCCACCUUCAGGGUGCAACAACAACAAACUAGGACGGGGAGAUAUCGGUAAUGACAGUAUAAGGUCAACAGGAUCAGUGAGUUCCACUCACAGCAGAAGAGGUGAUCAGAUGAAGUUGUCUUUUAUAAAAGAUGACAGAGAAAAAUUUGAUUUGCAAGAGUUGUUGAGAGCUAAUGCUGAGAUUUUGGGAAGUGGUUGUUAUAGUUCUUCUUAUAAGGCUUCUUUGACAACUGGACCAACAAUAGUUGUGAAGAGGUUUAAGCAAAUGAAUAAUGUAGGGAAGGAAGAGUUUCAAGAACAUAUGAGAAGGAUAGGAAGAUUGAAUCAUAAUAAUUUGAUUCCUCUUGUGGCUUACUAUUAUAGAAAAGAAGAAAAGCUUUUGGUUACUGACUAUGUUCAAAAUGGCAGUCUGGCUGUUCGCCUUCAUGGACACCAACAACUAGGUGAACCAAGCCUUGAUUGGCCAACAAGAUUGAAGAUUGUGAAAGGAAUAGCAAAAGGUCUUGAAUAUCUAUACAAAGAUAUGCCAAGCCUAAUUGCACCUCAUGGAAAUCUAAAAUCCUCAAAUGUACUUCUAACAGAAAAAUUUGAACCACUCCUCAUAGAUUAUGGAUUAGUCCCAGUUACAAACCAAGAAAUGGCCAAGGACAUAAUGGUAAUAUACAAAUCACCUGAAUAUUUACAACAAGGAAGAAUCACAAAGAAAAGUGAUGUUUGGUGUCUUGGAAUAUUAAUAAUUGAAAUUUUAACCGGUAAAUUUCCAGCUACAUUUUUACAACAAGGUAAAGGAAGUGAGGUGAGUUUAGCAAGUUGGGUGGAUUCAGUAGUACCAGAGGAGUGGAAUAGUUCAGUGUUUGAUAAAGAUAUGGGUGAAACAAAGAAUGGUGAGGGUGAGAUGGAAAAACUUUUGAAAAUUGCAUUGAGUUGUUGUGAAGGGGAUGUUGAUAAAAGAUGUGAUUUGAAAGAAGCUGUAGAGAAAAUUCAAGAAGUAAAAGAGAGAGAUGAGACAGGUGACAUGAAAUGAAAAUAAUAAUUUAUUUUCUUCAUGUCUUGUUUUUAUCUAUAUCCCUUUCAAAAAACAUAUGUCACAUUAAUAUGAGAGAUGGAUAUAUUAAUUUACCCAAGGGGCAUUUUCUCUACAGACUGCUUCUUCUGAUGUACUGCUAGUUUAUUUUGAUAGUUUAUAAAUGAUUGCUUAACAAUAUUCUGUAGAUUAUUUUGCAUUAGGGUAUUGCAACCUUGAGGAAGUGGCAUACAUAGAGCAAAUUGAUCACUUAUAUCCUCGGUUACGCAAAGCAUUCAUUUUGUAAACUCUCACAUGUUGAUUUUGUUAGGAGAUAAGUCAAUUGAGCUACUCGCACUCUUGUUGGUGCGACUAAAUCUCUUGCUUGUUCCUAUCUUUUUAGUGAUAUCCAACAUGUAUUUAGUCAAUUAUUAUCAAUGAAAUGUUAUAAUCAUUUGUUUGUUAAAAAAAGAGUAAAACAGCCUGUAUUUUCAUAGCUAAAUGGGAUAAAGCUCCUAGACAAUAUUCUAUUGCGUAUAAUAGUUUUAUACGAUGAAACUUGUUACAUUUUUUCCCUUUAAUUUGAUCAAAUAUUUUUUAAC